Messenger RNA from Miscanthus lutarioriparius, 243 nucleotides. NCBI's taxonomy places the organism in Eukaryota, Viridiplantae, Streptophyta, Magnoliopsida, Poales, Poaceae. The record is from the annotation of a GenBank genome assembly.
AUGGAGGACCCCGGAGGGGGUGGGGAUGGGGGUGCGGGUGCAGAGCAACAUGUAGGGGGUGGGGGCGCCGUGGCAACAAGGUGCAAUGAUCCUCAGCUGACAGACUUCAUCGAGCGUGAGUUCCUCGAGGAGCAGGUGGAAGCCAUAAACAAGAUCUCCAAGUAUGUCGCCCAGCUGAGGAGAGUGGGCAAGGGGCAUGGGGUGUGGCACUUUGAUCAGAUGCUGCUUGAGGAAGAGGUCUAA